Messenger RNA from Apodemus sylvaticus (European woodmouse), 2619 nucleotides. Its product is annotated as zinc finger protein 883-like. The transcript is spliced from 4 exons. The record is from RefSeq and is a predicted model, not a curated record. The coding region runs from base 114 to 2084 and encodes 656 amino acids. Lineage: Eukaryota; Metazoa; Chordata; Mammalia; Rodentia; Muridae. Gene Ontology annotation, biological process: regulation of DNA-templated transcription.
CUUCCCAUAGGUUGGUAUUUGGAGGAUUCUGAGCUUUAACAUCGCCAAGUUAGACUAACGGUAAGAGAGCGAGCAGGCACGGGGCGACGGCCACGGAGACUGUGCAGGGCCUGAUGGCGGAUCUGAAGCACCUGGCUCGGAUUUCCAGAUCUACAGAAAUGGGUGUGGUCUGUACACAGGGCUGUGUGACCUUUGAGGACGUGGCUGUUUACUUCUCCCAGGAAGAGUGGGAGCUCCUGGAUGAAGCUCAGAGGCUACUGUAUCUUGAUGUGAUGCUGGAGAAUUUGAUCCUUAUAACCUCACUGGUUUAUUGGCUUGAAGCGGAGGCUGAAGAAAAAACCUGUGCACAGACUGAAGCACCACAGAUCAGUACUCCACAGGAAGACCUACCCGCACAGAAGCCUCAUCCCUCUGACAUCUGUAUCACCGUGCUGAAAGCUAUCCUACGUCUGAAUGACCUCUCUGGGCAGAAAGCGCAUCUGACUGAGGUGUGUGCAACCCUCCUGGACCAGAAGCACCCCAGAGCCAAGAACUGGUUAGAGAGACAUGUGGACUCCCUUGGGAAGAUCUAUACAAUCAACGUAGCAGGGAAUCCUUCCAUCUGUAAUAAGACUGUGGAGAAAUUCCCGUCAGCAUGGAAUCUUCUCCAACCCAAGGCCAUUCCCAACGGUGAGAAACAAAAUAAGAUGAAGUGUGGAAAGGCUUUUCACAGCAAUAAAAAUAAUUCGAAGUCAGAUAAACAUAAGAUGUCUUCCGGCCCCCAACCCGGGCUUCAUGAAUGCCCAAGAGUUUGCCAUGAAAGAGGGGUAUUUGAAUCUGACAGUUGUGAACAAGACAUAAGCAAGGACUCUGUUGCUCCGCCCCAGGUGGACCACCCUGAAACCCGAUCAUACAAGUGUCACGACUGUGGAAAGUGGUUUGGUCAGAAAGCCACACUUAGAAUACACCAGAGACGCCAUACCGGAGAAAAACCGUACAAGUGUGGUGAGUGUGGAAAGUCUUUUUGUCAAAGCUCUAACCUAAGCGAACACUGCAGAGUUCACAGUGGAGAAAAACCGUUUGAGUGCCUGGACUGUGGUAAAGCCUUCGGGUGCCAUUCUAAUCUUCUGCGGCACCAGAGGACGCACACGGGAGAAUGGCCACAUGAAUGUGGUCACUGUGGGAGGCUGUUUAGGCAGAUUGUCAACCUGAUCACACACCAGAGGACUCACACUGCAGAGAAGCCGUAUGGAUGUGCACAGUGUGGGAAGUCUUUUAGUCACAAAGCCACUCUUACUGUACACCAGAGAGUUCACACUGGAGAGAAGCCCUAUCACUGCGAGGCUUGUGGGAAAUCCUUCAGCCAAAGUGCCAACCUUAUUAAGCACUCCAAAAUUCACACUGGAGAGAAGCCGUAUGAGUGUGGGGAAUGCGGUCUGCGCUUUCGCCAGAGAGCAACUCUCAUGAAACACCAGAGAACGCACAGUUCAGAGGGGCCUUACGAAUGUCGAGAGUGUGGUAAGUUCUUCAAACAAUACUUCUACCUCAUUGAACACCGUAGGAUUCACACCACAACAGAGUUUUACGAGUGUGAACAGUGCGGGAAAUCUUACACUCAAAACGCCACCCUUCGCCGACACCAGCGAGUGCACGCGGGAGAGAGUCCUUACAAGUGUGAGGAGUGCGGAAAAGCCUUUGAGUACAGAUCCAGACUCAAUCGGCAUCAGCGAACUCACACUGGUGAAAGGCCUUAUGAGUGUGCCAAAUGUGGGAAAUUCUUCAGGGAAAGCUACAACCUUGCUGAACACCAGAAAAUCCACACUAAAGCCAAGCCUUACCGUUGUGAGCAGUGUGGGAAGUCCUGCAGCCGGAGAGCCGACUUGGUUAAACACCAGCGCGUUCACACCGGCGAAAGGCCUUACACGUGCAGGGAGUGUGGGAAGACCUUCAGCCGCACCACCAACCUGGUUCAGCACAGGAGAGUUCACACCGGGGAACGGCCCUACAAGUGUGACCGGUGCGCCAAGUCCUUCAGCCAGGUGUCCACCCUCAUUCGCCACCAGCAACUUCACACUGGAGAAAAACCGCAUAGAUGCAGCAAAUGAAGGACAGCCUGUACAACGCCCUAGGGAAAGAAGCGGUUCUUCCGCCACAGCUCUCCCCCAACCCUGGAAAGCACCCUGCAAGGAUGUCGCACUGCUGUUCACCAUAAGAACCUAGACAGCCUCAGAGUUCUAGGCCAUGUGACUUGAGCUAGGCUGCGCGUUCCAGACAGUCUGUUUCCUUGUCAGAACUAAAUACCUGCCGUAAUGUCUCAGAAACUGUCACUCUCUGCCGCCCUGCACUGAGUGCAUGUCCCUCCCACCUGCCCACACCCCCCCUUCCCUAAGGAAGCCUCACCUUCCCUCCCGUGCCUUACAAAUGACCUUGAUCCCUGUUUCCCGAUGAAUGCUGAAUGCGUCUGGCUCUGCGUUUUGCCCAGAAGAACCUGGGCUGGGAUUGAUUGGCUGGAGGCUCCAACAAGGGACAUCUUCUCAAGUCCCACAUGGCUCAUGUGGCUGGUUACAUGCUCCAAAUCACCAGCCAGGAACUUCCUGCCGUGUGAAUGUGCAAGAAUAAAAGGCCUCGUGGGCUUUCUUC